AUGAAGGACGAAGUGGCUCUUCUGUCCACUGUCACCCUUCUGGGAGUUCUGCUGCAAGCCUACUUCUCCCUGGAGGUGAUCUCGGCACGACGGACCUACCGCGUGUCGCCACCGCUCACCACCGGCCCCCCGGAGUUCGAGCGCGUCUAUCGAGCUCAGGUGAACUGCAGCGAGUACUUCCCGCUGUUCCUUGCUACGCUCUGGGUUGCUGGCGUCUUUUUUCACGAAGGGGUGGCAGCGAUAUGUGGCCUGGUCUACCUGUUCGCGCGCCUCCGCUAUUUUCAGGGAUACACACGCUCUGCGCAGUUCAGGCUGACCCCGCUCUACACGAGCGCGCGUGUACUCUGGCUGCUCAUGGCCCUGGGGGCGCUCGGACUGCUGGGUCACUUCCUCCCGGCCACACUGCGUGCUGCACUCUUCGCACAACUGUGGGGUUUGCUGCCUGAGGUCUGA
This is a messenger RNA of Elephantulus edwardii (Cape elephant shrew), 453 nucleotides long. It is a transcript of the gene LTC4S, whose product is annotated as leukotriene C4 synthase. NCBI's taxonomy places the organism in Eukaryota, Metazoa, Chordata, Mammalia, Macroscelidea, Macroscelididae. The record is from RefSeq and is a predicted model, not a curated record. Gene Ontology annotation, biological process: leukotriene biosynthetic process. Bases 1 to 453 code for a protein of 150 amino acids. Gene Ontology annotation, molecular function: leukotriene-C4 synthase activity; enzyme activator activity; glutathione peroxidase activity. The transcript has 5 exons. Gene Ontology annotation, cellular component: nuclear envelope; membrane; endoplasmic reticulum.